Messenger RNA from Hippoglossus stenolepis (Pacific halibut), 3378 nucleotides. RefSeq names its product solute carrier family 4 member 1 adaptor protein. The transcript is spliced from 14 exons. NCBI's taxonomy places the organism in Eukaryota, Metazoa, Chordata, Actinopteri, Pleuronectiformes, Pleuronectidae. The record is from RefSeq and is a predicted model, not a curated record. Bases 34 to 2463 code for a protein of 809 amino acids. Gene Ontology annotation, molecular function: mRNA binding; protein binding.
ACGGACAUUUCUUACAGUCGCACCAAAAAAAACAUGGCCGCCCCCCCGCCGUUAGACGUGAGAGUGGAGACUACAGAUGAAGAAAUGAGCUCCACGGAGGAAACAGAGUCCACAUCAGAAAAUGGAGAGAAACCUGAAAAAGACUCGACUAAAACUGAACCGGACGCCGAGGAGCAAUUUAAGAAACCCGCUCUUUUUGCGGCUCCUUCUCUCGCGAGCAAACGCGGUCACGUCGCGGCUUCGUCCAAACAAACAGCUACAGAAACGAAACCUGUGGAAGAAAAUAAUGGAGUUGAAGUCGCAGAAAUAACAAGCAACGCGUCACCGAGUCCUGCUAUUGAAAAAGAAACUGCGGGGAAGCGUAAAGAGGAGGAUGAAAAUGGCGGAGAAGACAAGAGCGUCUCCACUGUCAGAAACAAACCUGAAUCCAAACCCAGGGUGCUUCCCGUCAAAGGGCCCCUACCUGGAAAGUUCCCCCCUCUGUUGUACACGGAGCCCCCGUGGGGAGGCAGCGCCGCGGACAUGCCGUAUGCCCUCGAGAUCCUCAAGAACGGCACCAUCGUGGACAAGGUGCCCCUGGCCCACAGCAGCUUCUUCGUGGUGGGACGCCUCCCGGUGUGCGACGUGUCUCUGGAGCACCCGUCCAUCUCCAGGUACCACGCCGUGAUCCAGUUCCGCGCUCAGGCCGGGGAGGGGGGCGGUGUCGGGGAGGAGAGGGGCUUCUACGUCCACGACCUGGGCAGCACGCACGGCACCGUGGUGAACAAGAAGAAGAUCCCGCCGAACACCUACAUCAGGCUCCGGGUGGGACACGUGCUGAAGUUCGGUGGGAGCACGAGACUGUUCAUCCUGCAGGGUCCAGAGUUUGAUGAGGAAGAGGAGUCUGAACUAACAGUGACAGAGCUGAGGGAGCAUGCGCGCAAACAGAAAGAAGAGCUAGAGAAGAGGAUGAUGGGGGACGGUUCGGAUGAUGAGGACGACGACGACGACAAUGAUGAGAAGGCGAAAGAAGGGGAAGGCGAUAGCAUCAAGUCCCAGAGCAAACCAUCAAAGGAAGAUUCCGGGUGUUCGUGGGGAAUUGAUGAGGAGGUUGUUCCAGAGGAAGACGAGGAUGAGGAAAACCCCUUCUCAACUGAAUUCCAAGAAGACCAGGAGGCUGCAUACCUGAAAGAUCCCAAGAAAGCUUUGCAGGGCUUUUAUGACAGGGAAGGGGAGGAGCUGGAGUUUGAGUAUGAAGACAAAAGUCAUGGCUCCUGGCUGUGCAGAAUAAAGCUGCCUGUGGAUGACGCCAAGGGCCGACAGCUGGUUGCUGAGGUGACCCACACGGGGAAAAAGAAAGAUGCAGCCAUCCAGUGCUGCCUGGAGGCGUGUCGCAUGCUGGAGGCCAGAGGGCUGCUGCGGCAGGAAGCAGUGUCCCGCAAACGCAAGAAGAAGAACUGGGAAGAUGAGGACUACUAUGACAGCGAUGAUGACACCUUCCUGGAUCGAACUGGCACUGUGGAGAGGAAGAGGCAAGAGCGAAUGAAAAAGGCCGGAAAGAUUGAGGAGCGGGCUGAGACAUAUGAAUCAUUGGUGGUCAAACUGUCGGAGGUGGAGAAGGAUCUGGAAGACACUCAGAAAAAGCUCAAUGCUGGUAGAGGAGACUCUUCUGGCUCUUCCACGGGCGACACGCUAGAUGCCUUUAUGACCGCAGUGAGAACUGAGACAGCGAUGGACGCCGUGGAGCGCAGGAAGCUUCACGUUCACGUAGCAGACUUGCGCAAAGAUGCCCAGCGACUCCGCAGACUGGUCGAACUCUCGCGGCCGGCACAGAUGCCAUCGCUGCUGCCGAGUGGCAGCUCAGAGUUGGAGAAGCCCAAGAAGACCUUACCCCUGUUUGGAGCCAUGAAAGGAGGAAGUAAAUACAAACUGAAGACUGGCACCAUCGGGAAGUUGCCUCCUAAGCGACCAAACUUACCUGUGGAGCUCUUCAACAUGAAGGAACUUGCACCCACUGGAGAAGAGGAGGAAGAGGAAGAAGUGGAGGGAGCAGAGAAAAAUGAGGACAAUGAUGAUGAACAGUGUACAAGUAUCUCAGAGUCUAAUGACGAAUCUGAGGAGUCCAGUCCAUCCAUGUCUCGUGAGAGCUCUUCUUCAAGGCAGCAAAGAGAGAAACCAGCUCAGUCCAAUGAGCUGAAAGAGCAAAGCCACAAACAGAAGGGAGGAGGGGGCGCUGCUGAAGCAGUGGAGCAGAGCAGCAAGUCCCCACCGGAAUCCAGUCCAAAGUCCAGAGCAGAAGGUGACAGAGACCCAGCUACUGACCCUGGUGCCAGGAAGAAGAAGAAAGGGAAGGGCCCCAGCCGACCUCCAGUGCAGCUCUCAGGAGAGUAUCCUGACGAUGACCCUGAUUAUUCAGUGUGGAUGCCUCCUGCAGAUCAGACUGGAGACGGACGCACUCACCUCAACGACAAGUACGGCUACUGAGAGAGAGCUCUUCAGCGUCCACUCCAGCAGCUCUCAUACUGUAGAUAAUACCUGCAGCACAAAGCACACGAAGCCCCUGGCUCACCUUUAGAGAGAAGCCUGAAAGAAAGUAGGAGUUGCAGAGAAAAUUCUGCUGAACCUUUUAUUCAUCUCUUGAGGAUAUUUGCAUUCGCAGACUGUGAUGAACAGAAAUCCCACCAUUCCACUUCAAACUGAACUGGGAAGCUUGGGGAACUGCCCCCUCCUGCUCCCCCCUCAUUGGUGUAGGCACUGGGCAGUCGGCCUCUUGGCACUUUCCACCAUGACAACGAUAGAUUUGGGUGGCACCUGAAUAUUUAAAAACAUUUGAAUUCUGUGUAAUCAAGCAGAAAAUGUAAAGUUACAUAGCAGCAUCAACUGAUCUGAGUUCAGCCUCCUGCUCUUUGGCUGCUCCUCCUUGCAGUUACAUCCACCUGACAUCCAAACUGGGUCCCUCCUCUAUUUGGCUUCAGUCGAUCGCUGGCAUAACCUUUUUUUUUUCUAAAGGAGUGUGUGUAGCAGGGAGAGAGAGAGAGAGAGAGAGAGAGAGGGAGAGCAUUGAAGCAGCUUUUCUGACCAUCUGGACACUUGGAUGGCUUACAGGAUGAAACGCAAGCUGAUAAUGACUCAAGCUAAGUGGAGUGUGUGUGUCUGCGUUUACACACACACUCACACUCAUCGCCCAACCUUCUCAAAGUUCUCUUUUUAACACGAUUGUCUUCAGGAGCGAGUCAGCCAUCGCUGUGUUUGCCUCGAGCAGGAUUCCUCUCUGUGAAAUCCCACUCGUUGCUGUGCUCUUGGUUUCCUGCCAUACUCUCCACCCUCUUUCCUGUUCUUCUCCUCUUCUCAAGUGUUUUUUGUUAUAUAAAUGUAAAAUAAAAAAGUGUCUGUACAUAA